GCGAGGGCGGCGUUGGUGUUGGCGGAGGCGGCGAUGAGCGCGGCGAUGCCCGGCAAGGGCUCCCGUCCGGCGGGACAACAGCAGCCGGCGGCGGCGUCUUCCUCCUCCUCGGGACCGGAGAGCCGGGCGGUGCCGGAGGUGCUGGUCGACCCGCGCAGCCGCCGCUCCUACAGCCUGGGCCGCUUCCUGGGCAAGGGCGGCUUCGCCAAGUGCUACGAGAUCACGGAGGCGGAGAGCCGCGAGGCCUUCGCCUGCAAGGUGGUGCCCAAGACGCUGCUGCUGAAGGCGCCGCAGAAGGAGAAGAUGACCAUGGAGAUCGCCAUCCACCGCAGCCUCCAGCACAGCCACGUGGUGGCCUUCCAGGGCUUCUUCGAGGACAGCCACUUCGUCUUCGUGGUGCUCGAGCUCUGCCGGCGGCGGUCCCUUUUGGAGUUGCACAAGCGUCGGAAAGCCCUGACGGAGCCCGAGGCCCGCUAUUACCUGCGCCAGAUCAUCCUGGGCUGCCAGUACCUGCACAGCAACCGAGUCAUCCAUCGCGACCUCAAACUGGGCAACCUGUUUCUGAAUGAUGACAUGGAGGUGAAGAUCGGUGACUUUGGCCUGGCCACCAGGGUGGAGUACGACGGGGAGCGGAAGAAGACUUUAUGUGGGACGCCAAACUACAUUGCCCCCGAAGUGUUGGGCAAGAAAGGGCACAGCUUUGAAGUGGACAUCUGGUCCAUUGGCUGCAUCAUGUACACCCUUCUGGUUGGAAAGCCGCCCUUUGAAACCUCCUGCUUGAAAGAAACCUAUAUUCGGAUUAAGAACAACGCAUACACCAUUCCUACGCACAUCAACCCCGUGGCUGCUAGUCUCAUCCAGAAGAUGCUACAGCAUGACCCGGCUGCCCGGCCGACCAUUGACGAGCUGCUGAACGAGGAGUUCUUCACCACAGGCUACAUCCCUUCGCGGCUGCCCACCACCUGCCUUACGGUUCCUCCCCGCUUCUCCCUGGCGCCCAGCAGCCUUGACCCCAGCAGCCGGAGGCCUCUUGCGGUGGUGAACAAAGGUCCAGAGAACGCGGCCCUCGAGAAGGUGCCCGAGAAGGAAGACAAAGCCGGCAUCCUGAUGGAGGCCGGACAGCCCCUGCCCUGCUACCUUCCCGACCUGCUGCAGCAGCUGAUGCGAGUCAACGCUUGCCGUCCCGCAGAAAAAACUCCCGUCAGGCAAGAGGAGGCUGAAGACCCUGCCUGCAUCCCCAUCUUCUGGGUCAGCAAGUGGGUGGACUACUCUGACAAGUAUGGGCUAGGCUACCAACUGUGCGACAACAGCGUUGGGGUCCUUUUCAACGACUCAACUCGACUCCUCAUGUACAGCGACGGGGACAAACUGCAAUACAUUAACCAGAACGGCACUGAACUGUAUUUUAACGUGCUCUCUUACCCAGACACUUUCAGCAAGAAGAUUAAGCUGCUGGAGUAUUUCCAGAACUACAUGAGUGAGCACUUGCUGAAAGCUGGCGCCAACGUGACUCCCCGGGAAGGGGAUGAGUUGGCGCGGCUGCCCUACCUCUUGAACUGGUUCCGCACCCGCAGUGCCAUCAUCCUGCACUUGAGCAAUGGCACCGUGCAGGUCAACUUCUUCCAGGACCACACCAAGGUCAUCCUCUGCCCCUUGAUGGCUGCUGUCACCUACAUCAACGAGCGGCGUGAGUUCCACACCUACAAACUGGCUCUGAUCGAGGAGUUUGGCUGCUGCAAGGAGCUAGCCAGCCGCCUCCGUUACGCCCACACCAUGGUGGAGAAGCUGCUGGCCUCUAAAUCGGGGGCCACCAAGGCACCAAGCUAGAGCUGGGGGAGGCUCUGCUUGG
Molecule: messenger RNA, 1849 nt
Organism: Thamnophis sirtalis
Lineage: Eukaryota; Metazoa; Chordata; Lepidosauria; Squamata; Natricidae
Gene: PLK1
Product: polo like kinase 1
Biological process (GO): protein phosphorylation; mitotic spindle organization
Cellular component (GO): spindle pole; centrosome; kinetochore
Molecular function (GO): ATP binding; protein serine/threonine kinase activity; protein binding
Source: RefSeq, a predicted model, not a curated record